AGGAGCCAAAGGAAGGGGCGGAGCUGGGAGGAAAGGACCGAUUCGGGAGAGCUCCCGCCCCGGGAGGAAGGGGUGGAGGCGCGCGCUUCCUGGCGCAUUCCCGGCCCGCCCGGGUGACUCACUCUCGCAGGAAAGUCCCGGGCCUCCCGGACCCUGACCCGCCGCCGCGGACCCAGGCCAGGAUGGCAGCUCAGGUGACACUGGAGGACGCGCUGUCCAACGUGGACCUCCUGGAAGAGCUGCCUCUGCCCGACCAGCAGCCCUGCAUUGAGCCCCCACCAUCCUCCCUGCUCUACCAGCCAAAUUUCAACACUAACUUCGAAGACAGAAAUGCAUUUGUCACUGGUAUUGCAAGAUACAUUGAACAAGCGACCGUCCAUUCUAGCAUGGUAAUUCCAUCAGUGUCUGUCUGUUUUCCUUUGUGGGAUUGGCACAUCCCUCUUUAUGUCAUACUUGUUUAUUCCCAGGUGAAAUGUAACGAGCAGCCUAACAGAGUGGAAAUUUAUGAGAAAACUGUGGAGGUCCUUGAGCCCGAGGUCACAAAACUGAUGAAUUUUAUGUACUUUCAGAGAAAUGCCAUUGAGCGCUUCUGUGGAGAGGUGAAGCGCCUGUGCCACGCGGAGAGGAGGAAGGACUUCGUGUCUGAAGCCUACCUCAUCACGCUGGGCAAGUUCAUCAACAUGUUCGCAGUGCUGGAUGAGCUGAAGAACAUGAAGUGCAGCGUGAAGAAUGACCACUCAGCGUACAAGAGGGCUGCUCAGUUUUUACGGAAAAUGGCGGACCCACAGUCCAUCCAGGAGUCACAGAAUCUGUCCAUGUUCCUGGCCAAUCACAACAAGAUCACACAGUCCCUACAGCAGCAGCUCGAAGUGAUUCCUGGCUAUGAGGAGCUGUUGGCCGACAUCGUGAACCUGUGUGUGGAUUACUACGAGAACAGGAUGUACCUGACGCCCAGCGAGAAACACAUGCUUCUCAAAGUCAUGGGGUUUGGUCUGUACCUGAUGGACGGGAGUGUCAGCAACAUCUAUAAACUAGACGCUAAGAAAAGAAUAAACUUAUCCAAAAUCGACAAGCACUUCAAGCAGCUCCAGGUGGUUCCGCUGUUCGGGGACAUGCAAAUAGAACUGGCUCGAUACAUCAAGACCAGCGCCCACUAUGAGGAGAAUAAAUCCCGGUGGACGUGUGCAUCGCCCAGCAGCAGCCCCCAGUACAAUGUCUGCGAGCAGAUGGCCCAGAUCCGCGAUGAUCACAUGCGCUUCAUCUCGGAGCUGGCACGCUACAGCAACAGCGAGGUUGUCACAGGGUCAGGCCGCCAGGAAGCUCAGAAGACAGACAUGGAAUACCGGAAGCUCUUCGACCUGGCGCUGCAGGGCCUGCAGCUGUUGUCGCAGUGGAGUGCUCAUGUGAUGGAGGUGUACUCAUGGAAACUUGUGCACCCAACGGACAAGUACUCCAACAAGGACUGCCCCGACAACGCCGAGGAGUACGAGCGAGCCACCCGCUACAACUACACCAGCGAGGAGAAGUUCGCCCUAGUGGAGGUGAUCGCCAUGAUCAAAGGCCUGCAGGUGCUGAUGGGCAGGAUGGAGAGUGUGUUCAACCACGCUAUCCGGCACACGGUAUAUGCCGCCCUGCAGGACUUCUCCCAGGUCACGCUCCGGGAGCCACUGAGACAGGCCAUCAAGAAGAAGAAGAACGUCAUUCAGAGUGUCCUGCAGGCUAUCCGGAAGACGGUAUGCGACUGGGAGACAGGGCACGAGCCCUUCAACGACCCGGCCCUCCGGGGUGAGAAGGACCCCAAAAGUGGCUUCGACAUUAAAGUGCCCCGCCGCGCCGUGGGACCCUCCAGCACGCAGCUUUACAUGGUGAGAACCAUGCUAGAGUCCCUCAUUGCAGACAAAAGUGGUUCCAAGAAAACCUUGAGAAGUAGCCUUGAGGGGCCCACCAUAUUGGACAUAGAAAAGUUUCAUCGAGAGUCAUUCUUCUACACUCACUUGAUAAAUUUCAGUGAAACUCUACAGCAGUGCUGUGACCUCUCACAGCUGUGGUUCCGAGAGUUCUUCCUGGAACUGACAAUGGGCCGGAGGAUCCAGUUCCCCAUUGAGAUGUCCAUGCCCUGGAUCCUGACAGACCACAUCCUGGAGACCAAGGAGGCGUCCAUGAUGGAGUAUGUGCUGUACUCCCUGGACCUGUACAAUGACAGCGCCCACUAUGCCCUCACCAGGUUCAACAAGCAGUUUCUGUACGACGAGAUUGAGGCGGAGGUGAAUCUGUGCUUUGACCAAUUUGUUUACAAGUUGGCAGACCAGAUAUUUGCAUAUUAUAAGGUUAUGGCAGGAAGUUUGCUUCUUGAUAAACGGUUACGAUCUGAGUGCAAGAAUCAGGGGGCAACAAUCCAUCUCCCGCCGUCUAACCGCUAUGAGACGCUGCUCAAGCAGAGGCACGUGCAGCUCCUGGGCAGGUCCAUAGACCUUAAUCGUCUUAUUACACAGCGUGUCUCAGUGGCCGUGUAUAAGUCUCUGGAGCUGGCUAUUGGUCGAUUUGAAAGUGAAGACCUGACAUCAAUAGUUGAGCUGGAUGGCCUCUUGGAAAUCAACCGCAUGACGCACAGGCUGCUGAGCCGAUACCUGACGCUAGACAGCUUCGACGCCAUGUUCCGGGAGGCCAACCACAAUGUGUCGGCACCCUACGGGAGAAUCACGCUGCACGUCUUCUGGGAGCUCAACUAUGACUUCCUGCCCAACUACUGCUACAACGGCUCCACCAACCGGUUUGUUCGGACAGUGUUACCAUUUUCUCAAGAAUUUCAAAGAGAUAAACAGCCGAACGCACAACCCCAGUAUUUGCAUGGAUCAAAGGUAGGCUCUUUGGAAGAAGUGUGUGACCUGCUGCACGCAGCCCCUUUCCAGAACAUCUUGCCGAGGGUCCAUGUGAAAGAGGGAGAGAGACUUGAUGCCAAAAUGAAAAGACUAGAAUCAAAGUACGCCCCACUACAUCUUGUUCCUCUGAUCGAAAGACUGGGGACCCCACAGCAAAUCGCAAUUGCGAGAGAGGGGGACUUGCUGACGAAGGAGCGUCUGUGCUGUGGCCUGUCCAUGUUUGAAGUCAUCCUCACUCGGAUCCGGACCUUUCUGGACGACCCCAUUUGGCGUGGGCCCCUGCCCAGCAAUGGGGUCAUGCACGUGGACGAGUGUGUUGAGUUUCACAGGCUGUGGAGCGCCAUGCAGUUUGUCUACUGCAUUCCUGUGGGCACGCACGAGUUCACGGUCGAGCAGUGCUUUGGCGACGGGCUGCACUGGGCAGGCUGCAUGGUCAUCGUCCUCCUCGGGCAGCAGCGGCGCUUUGCUGUGCUGGACUUCUGCUACCACCUCCUCCGAGUCCAGAAACACGAUGGGAAAGACGAGGUCAUCAAAAACGUGCCUUUGAAGAAGAUGGUGGAGAGAAUUCGUAAGUUCCAGAUUCUAAAUGACGAGAUAAUCACCAUCUUGGACAAGUACCUGAAGUCAGGCGACGGCGAGAGCACACCCGUGGAGCACGUCCGCUGCUUCCAGCCCCCGAUCCACCAGUCCCUGGCCAGCAGCUGAGAGGUGCAGGUCACCUGUGUUUGAAGUCCCAGUACUGACCGUGUUUCAUAACUAUAGGGCAUGCUUUUCUUUUCAUAAACAAUUAGUGAGAUUUUCAGGGGGCUAUUUUUCAGUAUCUCUGUGCCUGUUAAAGGGGUGCUUUUCAAUCUAAAAGCUUAAUUUUAUAAAAUUGACUUAUUUUUCUAGAUUGAAAUGGUAUAUGCUUUUGGUAAUUAGAAAGUCUGAGACUACUGGCUGCUGAUUGUUGCCAUCAUAUUCCUACAAAGUAGUUCUCCAUUUUUUAUGGAGUGUUCCAAGAGCCAGCUAUGUCCAUUUACCCCUUAACAAAGGGUCAGUAAUGUUUAGGGGAAAAUUUAUGAACUUAAGAAACUUAAUACCAGGUAAUUGUAAUAAAACUGGUCACCAAUUAGAAUUAACCUUAAUGAUUAUUUAGCUUUUGUUUAGGGGUUUUUCUAAAGGUCCUUUGUAUGAAUUCUAAGUCAUUGUUCCCUUCCCUUUUGUGUCAGUGUUUUAGUAAAUAGUGACCUUGAUUCCUGUUUCUACUAAAUGCCAUUGUAACAAAUCUAAUUUGUGAGGGAUGGCUUAAAGGUUACAGAAAUAAAACUAAUGAAACCUA
Hipposideros armiger (great roundleaf bat) is the source of this 4200-nucleotide messenger RNA. RefSeq names its product cytoplasmic FMR1 interacting protein 1 (gene CYFIP1). Gene Ontology annotation, biological process: regulation of actin filament polymerization. The coding region runs from base 183 to 3584 and encodes 1133 amino acids. The transcript has 27 exons. Gene Ontology annotation, molecular function: small GTPase binding. The record is from RefSeq and is a predicted model, not a curated record. Lineage: Eukaryota; Metazoa; Chordata; Mammalia; Chiroptera; Hipposideridae.